This is a messenger RNA of Pteropus alecto (black flying fox), 1226 nucleotides long. RefSeq names its product TatD DNase domain containing 1 (gene TATDN1). Gene Ontology annotation, molecular function: 3'-5'-DNA exonuclease activity. Gene Ontology annotation, cellular component: cytosol. The transcript has 14 exons. Lineage: Eukaryota; Metazoa; Chordata; Mammalia; Chiroptera; Pteropodidae. The coding region runs from base 392 to 1144 and encodes 250 amino acids. The record is from RefSeq and is a predicted model, not a curated record.
CUUCCGCUUCCGCCGGGAAGGGUCUGCGGUUGCAGCCAUGAGUGCCUUCAAGUUUGUAGGCAUCCUCAGAAAUAUUGUGGAUUUGGUUUGAGACCGGCGCAAUAAAGCGAGUCGUAAUCUUUUUCUGGUGGAGAGUCUUGCCUUCGGUUGGUAAAACAUGCAACAUCUGUGAGGCACAAUAAAAUGAGGUGAUUGCUGGUGACUAGAUGAGUGGGGAGUGGGAGACACAGAGGCCAUCCAGUAUCAAGGAGAACUUCUUAGAAGAAACAGAAAUAUUGGUAUUAACUUGACAGAUCCUGUGUUCAGAGGAAUUUAUAGGGGGGUUCAAAAGCAUCAAGAUGACUUACAGGAUGUAAUACAGAGAGCUGUCCAGAUUGGUGUUAAAAAGUUUAUGAUUACAGGCGGAAAUCUACAAGACAGUAAAGAUGCACUGCAUUUGGCACAAACAAAUGAUAUGUUUUUCAGUACAGUUGGAUGUCAUCCUACAAGAUGUGAUGAAUUUGAAAAGAACAGUCCUGAUCUUUACUUACUGGAGUUGCUAAAUCUUGCUGAAAACAACAGGGGGAAAGUUGUAGCGAUAGGGGAGUGUGGGCUUGAUUUUGACCGACUACAGUUUUGUCCCAAGGAUACUCAGCUCAAAUAUUUUGAAAAACAGUUUGAACUGUCAGAACAAACAAAAUUACCAAUGUUUCUUCAUUGUCGAAAUGCACAUGCUGAAUUUUUGGACAUAAUGAAAAGAAACAGAGAUCGGUUUGUAGGCGGAGUAGUGCAUUCAUUCGAUGGUACCAAGGAAGCAGCAGCUGCUUUGAUUGACUUGGAUCUCUAUAUAGGAUUUAAUGGUUGCUCAUUAAAAACCGAGGCUAAUUUGGAAGUUUUGAAGUCAAUACCUAGUGAAAAAUUAAUGAUUGAGACUGAUGCCCCUUGGUGUGGAGUCAAAAGUACACAUGCUGGUUCAAAAUUUAUAAAAACUUCAUUUCCUACCAAAAAGAAGUGGGAAAAUGGGCACUGUUUAAAAGACAGAAAUGAACCCUGCCAUAUAAUUCAAAUACUGGAGAUAAUGUCAGCAGUAAGAGAUGAGGAUCCUCUGGAAUUAGCCAAUACGCUAUAUAACAACACCAUUAAAAUAUUUUUUCCUGACAUGUAAUUGGUAUGUUUUCCACUUUCCAUCAUGUAUGUAAAAUUUCAUGGUAAAACAAUGUUUCAAUAAAGGAGUUCUCUGGAAGUUA